Hevea brasiliensis (rubber tree) is the source of this 1960-nucleotide messenger RNA. Its product is annotated as serine/threonine-protein kinase STN8, chloroplastic. Gene Ontology annotation, molecular function: protein kinase activity; ATP binding. Bases 209 to 1720 code for a protein of 503 amino acids. NCBI's taxonomy places the organism in Eukaryota, Viridiplantae, Streptophyta, Magnoliopsida, Malpighiales, Euphorbiaceae. The transcript has 4 exons. Gene Ontology annotation, biological process: protein phosphorylation. The record is from RefSeq and is a predicted model, not a curated record.
AGUGCAACCUUAGUCUGUUGGGCCCAUUAUCUGUUGGGCCCAUACAGUCUAGAGACCUUGUGGGGCGAAAUGGGGCUGAAUCUUUGUCCACGUAUUUCCUACCAGCGCAGUGGAUAAAUUGUAAAAUGUCAUGUGGCAAAAUAUUAGCCUCCUGCCCUCCUGAUUUAAUUGAAUUUCGUGAGGAGGCAGCCUGCGCUCAAGCAGUGGCAUGGCUUCUCUUUUAUCUCCAACUGCUGUUGCAAUUCAGCAGUAUCCUAAAAUUCUUUGCUUCUCUGCUUUCAAGCCCACUUUUACUUUCCGCCAUAAUCUACAUUCUUUCACUAAAGGCUUCAAGCAUAACCCAGGAAGGUGCAAUGCAUUUUUUGGCAACAUCCCAGAUGAUUCAUUAGAUCCCACUCUCCAUCCGGACCAGUUCCCUAUCUUUCAAUCUGGGUUGGUCCAGUUCCAUAGAAUUACUGACGAUUUAUCUGAGUUUCAGAAAUGGGGAUUAUUGGUUUUUGGUGGACUCGCAUGGAUUUACUUAACUGCAAGGCCUGGUGUACUAAUAGGUGCCAUUGAUGCGUACCUUCUGGCUCCUCUGCAACUGGGUUUGGACAGCUUGAGUGGACGACGGCGCUUGAAGAGUACUGACUUUAUGAUUGAAAAUAAAUUGGGAGAAGGAUCUUUCGGUGUUGUUUAUUCAGGGGUAAUUAUUCCAAAAAAUGUGACUCUGGAAGAGAGGGGGCAAAAGAGAAGAAGGGGAAAAUCACUGGAAUUGAAUGGGAGAUACAAAGAGAAGGUUAUUCUCAAAAUGGUGAAGGUUGGAAUCCAAGGGGCUGAAGAAUUUGGUGAAGUUGAGGAGUGGUUUAAUUAUAGGAUGUCAAGAGCAGCUCCUGAAACAUGUGCUGAAUUCCUCGGUAGUUUUGUUGCUGACAAAACGAAUUCACAAUUUACACAGGGUGCAAAAUGGCUUGUUUGGAAAUUUGAGGGAGAUCGAAAUCUUGCUGAUUAUAUGAAAGAUCGUAACUUCCCUUUUAACUUGGAGUCUGUCAUGUUUGGACGUGUCCUGCAAGGAGUGGAUUCUGUUAAACGUAAUGCAUUGAUCAUCAAGCAAAUAAUGCGCCAGAUUAUUACUUCACUGAAAAAAAUCCAUGAUACGGGAAUUGUUCAUCGGGAUGUAAAGCCAGCCAACUUAGUUGUGACAAAGAAGGGAAAGAUCAAGCUCAUAGAUUUUGGGGCUGCCACUGACCUUCGAAUAGGCAAGAACUAUGAACCCAAUCGAACUCUGCUCGAUCCUGACUAUUGCCCACCUGAGCUAUACGUACUUCCAGAGGAGACCCCAAGUCCUCCGCCAGAGCCAAUUGCUGCCUUGCUUUCUCCAAUACUUUGGCAGCUGAACAGUCCUGAUCUAUUUGAUAUGUAUUCUGCUGGGAUUGUACUCUUACAAAUGGCCAUACCAACUUUAAGGUCCGUAGGAGGCUUAAAGAAUUUCAAUGCAGAGCUAAAAACGGUUGAAUACGACUUGAAUAGAUGGAGAAAGGACACUCGAUUGAGGCCUGACUUAACAAUUCUUGACCUCGACUCAGGUAGAGGGUGGGAUCUUGCUACAAAACUGAUCUCAGAGAGGGGUAGCCUUAUGAGAGGCCGUUUAUCGGCAGCUGCUACUCUUAGGCAUCCUUAUUUCUUGUUGGGUGGUGACCAGGCAGCUGCAGUACUUUCAAAGUUUAGCUUAAACAAAUAGUUACCUGUAAUAGAUCCGUGAGUCCAUGUCUGCCCCCUCUGAUUUUCAUUAUCAGUUUCCUUUUCUUCUUAGAUACACUUUUGAUUUGCAUCAUUAGUUCUCACAGGACAUGUCUAAAUCAUGCUCUCCCUAUAUUAUGCUGAGGUGUCAGGUGUGUGACUUGAUUGUUUUUCAAUUCUCAGAGAACAGAAACCUCCCAGAAUUUUCUUCUUAAAUGAUUCAAGUUAUGAGAUAAAACAA